CUGGACUAAAGCUGCUGCCAGAGUCGCUUACCUUGUGCAUGCGCGCGCACGCUAACUACAACUGUGGCUUUCUGGAUGCCAACUUUCAAUUUUGAACAAGUAUCCUGCUGGCUUCAGGACCUUCAGGUUCAGUGAACGAACGGUCAAAGAUGAGUAAUGUCACAAACGAUCCUUUGAUCUCGUUAGAAGAAAAUAUUCAACUUCGAGAUCAGCACAUAGCGGAAUCAUGCGAGCUACACUUCAACAACAACCCAAUGAAAAUUAUCAGUUCAAAAGAUCAGUAUUUAUUUGAUGAAAUGGGUAACAAGUACCUUGAUUUUGUAUCUAGGAUUACUAAUGUAGGUCAUUGUAACUCAGCUGUGGUGGAGGCAGCUUGCGAACAGAUGUCACAACUAAGUAUGGCAGUCGGCAGCGAAAUAAGCAAAGUACAGCACAAGCUCACCAAGCUACUACUCUCCACCUUACCCCCUUCAUUUGAUGUCGUCCUCUACACCAAUUCAGGGGCUGAAGCUAAUGACCUCGCACUUCAGAUGGUUCGCAACUACACCAACAGGAUUGAUAUUGUGGUGGUGGAUGGUUCCUUCCACGGAACUGGAAAUCUUCUAGUUGAUAUUAGCCCUAGAGCUUUCAGAGUUUCUUCUGCAGGUAAAAAACCAUGGGUUCAUGUACUUUCAGUUCCCGAUACAUUUAGAGGGUUAUAUAGUGGUGAUCCAGAUGCUGGAGAGAAGUAUUUUCAAGAUGCAAAAAAAGUUAUAGACCGAGCAAUACUCAACAAUCGUGAGAUUGCAGGUUUUAUUUGUGAACCCAUAAUGGUUGUCCAUGGCGUAUUAAUUCCACCGUCUGGCUGGUUAAAUAAGAUAUACAGUUACAUUCACGAGCUUGGAGGACUUGUAAUUGCAGAUGAAAUCCAGUGUGGGAUGGGUCGAACAGGAGAUAACUUCUGGGCCUUCCAAGGACAGAAUGCUAUACCAGAUAUCCUUACUGUGGGAAAACCUCUGGGAAAUGGCCAUCCCAUUGGUGCAGUUAUAACGUCAAGGAAAAUUGCUGCAACAGUAAAAAAUGCUGAACAAAUAUUCAAAUGUGAUCCAGUGGGAGCUGCUAUUAGCAUGACGGUGAUGAAUGUGAUGCAAGAACAGCAAUUGAUGGAAAGAGCUAAAGAACUCGGAUCUUUCUUGGCAGGGGGUUUUAGAAAGAUUCAAGCCAACCUUUCAAUGAUUGGGGAUGUACGUCAAAAAGGUUUGAUUGUUGGUGUGGACAUUAUUCGUUCAAGAGAAAGCAAGAAACCUGCCCCAGACGUAGCUGAGGAAAUUUCUAAUAAUUUGAGAAAAGAGAGAAUCUUGGUGGGCUGUGAAGGUGAUUACAAAAAUGUGCUUCUGUUUUUACCAGCUCUGUGUAUCACUAAGGAAGACUGUGUCGAAGUCAUUACAACAUUAGAGAAAAUUAUUAAAAGUGUUGAGCUUGUAUAUCUAGAUGAGCUAUACGAUAUAAUCAAUGCACCUGACUCUCCCGAAGAACCCAGCACCAGCUUGCAUGUACAGCCUUCUCAACUAGAAAACGUUGAAGAUCCUUAUACAAGUAGUUCAGGGCAUCCCUAUGAUGCCCUUGAUUAGAGUUAUCUUUUGUAUGUAAAUUUGAAAAUAAUAUAUAUUGUACAUAAUGUUACUAAAUUUAUUGUUAAUAAAACAUUUUUUAAAA
Molecule: messenger RNA, 1695 nt
Organism: Homalodisca vitripennis (glassy-winged sharpshooter)
Lineage: Eukaryota; Metazoa; Arthropoda; Insecta; Hemiptera; Cicadellidae
Product: ethanolamine-phosphate phospho-lyase-like
Exons: 11
Coding region: 150-1610 (486 amino acids)
Cellular component (GO): mitochondrion
Molecular function (GO): pyridoxal phosphate binding; transaminase activity
Source: RefSeq, a predicted model, not a curated record